CUGUCCUAUCCCGGUGUUUUCACCUGCAGGAAGGGAGUGGUUUCCUCCUCCUCCGGGCCCCAGGCGUCACUGUCUGCUUUGUGCCGCCGAGAAGGAGAACUACCAUGUCCACUGCUCUGGCAAAACCUCAGAUGCGUGGCCUCCUGGCCAAACGUCUGCGAUUUCAUAUUGUUGGAGCGUUCAUGGUCUCCCUGGGGUUUGCAACUUUCUAUAAGUUUGCUGUGGCUGAACGAAGAAAGAAGGCAUAUGCAGAUUUCUACAGGAAUUAUGAUUCCAUGAAAGAUUUUGAGGAGAUGAGGAAGGCUGGUAUUUUUCAGAGUGCAAAGUGAUUUGGAAUAUAAAGGAUUUCUUGGGUUGAGUUCCAUGGAAGUUUGUCACUUUCCUGUGUUCCUGAACUAUGAAACUAUGACUAUCUGGGGUGAGAAAGUCUCUCAAUAAAUAAACAAUUAACAAAUACUGUGGACACUAA
This is a messenger RNA of Odocoileus virginianus texanus, 469 nucleotides long. RefSeq names its product cytochrome c oxidase subunit 6C (gene COX6C). NCBI's taxonomy places the organism in Eukaryota, Metazoa, Chordata, Mammalia, Artiodactyla, Cervidae. The record is from RefSeq and is a predicted model, not a curated record.